AAUGGACGAACACUACAUUUCCAAAUUUAUUUUCUUAAAAAGAUUCUACUUUUCAUUUUCCCCACCAAAACAAGUUUCUCACGCUCACAUUCCUGUAUCGUAUAUCUCGUCACCAUCAUUCAAUACAAAAUUUUCUUAUUUUAACGACAACUUUAAAUCCCCUAAAAAUCAGCAAAAAAUUGAUAGGGAAUUGAUGUUUUCCUGAAACUAUAUGCUAAGAUAAAGGAUUUGAUUUUUAGAUUGACAGCGUAAUAUCUCAAUAUUUUAGGAAACAGAAUGGAUUCUAUAAUCAAAACUGUGUAUAAGUACGUUUGCUAUCAUCUAUCAUAUUCUCUCAAUUUCCCAUCUGUAGAAGUUGUCAUCGUUAUUCUUCUUCAACGCAGUCUGCAUACAGCUUCUGUUGGUUGUGCGUGUUACAGAUUCAUGGCUCCUAAAAACAUCACACUACUUGGAAAACUUGAUUUGUUGCAUGAGAAGUUCACUUUGAAAGUUCGAGUCAUUCAAUUGACUAAACAACUAACUUAUGAUAAGAAGAAGACUUUUCGUAUUGAUAUGAUAUUAGUUGAUGAAGAGGGUACUAAAAUUUAAGCUCAAGUUCCAAGUAGGUGGGUUUUCAAAUUUGAAAAGAUGCUUACUGAAAAUGAAUCUUAUUAUAUCGAGAAUCCUCAAGUUGGUGAAAACACUGCGGAUAACAAAUUUGUGAUUAAUUCAAACAAAUUACAUUUCUGUCCAAUCACAAUGGUUACCAAAUCCAAUGAUUUUGUGGGUCCUCUGUACGGUUUUUCUUUUGAGAAUUACCAAACAAUCAUUAAAAAUAAUAUUCCAGAAAAAACACCAGUCGAUGUAAUUGGUCACGUGCUUUUAUAUUUUCCGAUGGAGACUUUUAUGUCAAAGCAUGGCAAGGAAACACGUAGACAGAAUGUGCCAAUCCAAGAUUUAGAAGGCCGAAAAGUGAGUGUUACUUUAUGGGAUGAGUAUGCUCAACAAUUUGUUGAUUAUGUGUCAAAUAAUCCAGAAGAAAGGACUGUUACAAUAAUUAUCCAGUUUGGAAAAGUGUCUGAUUAUCGAGGUCGUUUGUCUGUUUCAAAUUGGUACUCUGUUACCAAGCUUUACAUCAAUGCUAACAUAGAAGAAAUCCUACAAUUCAAGAACACUUUGGUUUCAAAAAAUUCUUUUGAAAAUCUGUCUGCUAAUCGUAGCAAAGAUUCAUCAUCCCUAUUGUAUUCUGAGACCGAUGAGUUUCUUUUGAAACAUGACUUCAAACCCAUUACCGAAAUCCAAGAAAUCACAAAGGUAAGCCGAGUAAUUGUGCUUGGUACAGUUAAGCGUGUGUGCACAGAUUUUUCAUGGUAUUAUUGGGGAUGUAAAUCGUGUCAUAGGAAGGAUGGUAAUACUGCUAUUUUCCCCGUUGAAAUCAUUGAUUUGCUUGAGAGGAAAUUUGCGUUUCUGAUUGAAGUUUCUGAAUAUAAUUUGAAAAAUAAAGUACAAGGGUAUUCAAUACGCAAGUUGACUACUGACCGUAAAAUACUUUCUGAACUUGAAAAGAAGUUUACAAUUGACCAGCAUGUUGAUUCCGACUCUUUCAACACUGCAACCUUUGAAGUCACAUCUCAAGAAACUACCAAUUUGAAGGAUGCAAUAUCAUUCACGGGAGAUAACAUCACUCCAGCCUCUAAUGUUGAGAAAAGCACAACGACGAGUCCGUUGCCCAAAUACCGUUUUUCUAAAGUUGUAUCUCCCAAUGCAAAGCUAAAGCGCAAUCUUUCUGAAGUUUACGAUGUUGAUGACCCACCAGCAAUGUCAUCGACAAAAGUGCGUUCAACUAUCAUGGAUGAUGGCUUUUCGGGACAUGGCAAGAUGGAACUUUUGAUUCCAAAAAUAGAGAAAUAA
Lactuca saligna is the source of this 1890-nucleotide messenger RNA. The record is from the annotation of a GenBank genome assembly. Lineage: Eukaryota; Viridiplantae; Streptophyta; Magnoliopsida; Asterales; Asteraceae.